Molecule: messenger RNA, 1540 nt
Organism: Phlebotomus papatasi
Lineage: Eukaryota; Metazoa; Arthropoda; Insecta; Diptera; Psychodidae
Gene: Elp6
Product: elongator complex protein 6
Exons: 2
Coding region: 204-932 (242 amino acids)
Biological process (GO): tRNA wobble uridine modification
Cellular component (GO): elongator holoenzyme complex
Source: RefSeq, a predicted model, not a curated record
GAUUGCAGCGCCACCAAUUCAACAAGCGGUGGGUACUGGUACUAGGCAGCAAAAGCGUGCGACUGACGUGCAUUUGUUUAUCAGUGAAUAUUUUUUAUUGAUUUUCCUUCGCGGCCAAUUUCUGGAGAAUUGUGUUAAUUUAUCAAUCAGCAGGGUACUUGCAGGAAAAAAUUCUCUUUCGACUGUUAUGAGAAAAUUCGACAAUGUCGGCAUCUGUUCUGCUUUCCUGUGGCUUGAGUGAGAAAUAUCUCGUGCCGUCUGUCUUCAUUGGGGAAUCAUCGGGAGUUGAUGGAAGUUUUCUCAUUAGUUGCCUCCUUGGGCAUCAGUUCAAACACAGAAAUACUGCAGUGCUUCUUGUUUGUCUUCAUCACAAUUUUGACCACUAUGUUGAGGCUGGACUGAAGCUGGGAUACAAUUUGUCUGGCGUGAAUGAGAAGAAAUCCCUGGUGGUUCAUGAUUUUCUCAAGAGUGUGCCAGAACUUAUGCAGAAUGGCGUGAAUUUGGUGGAAAAGUGCCUUCAGGACAUUUCGAGUGAUCUGGAGCUACUGGGCCAGGGCAGGGAGCAUACAACAAUUAUCCUGGAUGAUGUAUCGGUAUUUCUCAAUUUGGGCGUCAGUGAAAAUGUUGUGCUGAACUUCUGCCGGGAAUUGCAGAAUUUUGCCAAUUGGCAUCCAAGAGUGACUUUGGUCACAAAAAUCAAUUGUGCUGAAUUGAAUGGGAUCCUCUGCAGCUAUCUGUAUGAUUUUGCCAAUACUAAGAUCAGUGUAAAGCCCCUGGAAUCGGGAAAAUUCCAGGAUGUCGAUGGGAAAUUGAUUAUAAAUCACAAAAAUGAGGAAUUUCAGGCAGGAGAAAAGGAUAAAAUUGUGCUCUAUCGAGUCAAUGAGCGCAAUAUUAAAAUAUUCCUUCCAGGAGAAUUUUCCGUCAGUGGCUAAAAAAAUUUCCAAAUAUUUUUCAAUUAAUUCAAAAAAAAUGCCAUGCAGAGAAUUGACUGAUUUUUUUCGUAGAUUUUUUUUACGAAUUUAAUAAAUUUUUGGAUUUAAAUGCAAUUUUUCCCAGUGUAAAUCAAAAUCAAAGAGAUAUUUAUGAAUUUCUUAAACAUUUCUCGCAAUAACCAAAAUUUAGAAAUUGCGGAAGUGAGCAAUAAAAAUGUCUCAAAACAUUAUUUUUAUAUUAGCAAUAAUACUAUUUUUAUGAUUUUCCCGGAAAAUCACUUAAGACACUUUCCCAUGUUAAACUCAUAAAAGGCUAUCAAUAUCGUGUAAUAAUUUUAUGACAUUUCUUACUCUACUUUUUCUCAGUGAUGAAAUAUUGUGAAAAAAAUGCCUCUUAGGAAAUAUUAUCCUCUAUGAAAAAUGCUUCAAUAUUCUGUCACACAAAAGAAUUAUUUUAUCUUUGGAAAAAAUUGCUGCAAUUAAGAGGCUGAUCACUGAAGAAAUUGGUCCUUAAAUCACGCCAUUGAAAUAAAAUUACCAAAAGAAUAAGAUAUGAAUUUUUGUAGAGCAAUUUAUUUGCAGGAAAAUAAUAAAAAAUCAUAAUUUUA